AUGACUUUGAAUAACGCGUCACCGGAGCGUGGCAUACGGCCUCAACCAGCGCAGGAAGGUCAUGCUCGUCGAUCAGAAGAUUCUUGGAUCGAACUCUCCUCACAGCCUUCUUCUUCCUCCUUGUCUUCGGCCGGUACGACCGAUGAGAUCGUUACAACGGGGCUGAGGGUCCAACAGCUUCGAAGACGGCGAGCGCCGCAUCACCAUCAUCACCACCAUGGCGGUUAUCAUGUUCCACCGCAGGAUCUGGAAAUCGGCUACUCACACCGUGCGUCGAGCACGACGGGGAGCAGUCAGGAUGAGAACGAGGAGACGGAGAGCGAGUCAGACCAGAUCUCAAACGAUGACUUCCCAGAACGACCGCAGCCAGAUGUCAACAUGCUGCCCGAGAUGUCUUCACAAUCAGACGAGACCCUUUCAAGCGAUGACGAAGACGAUACAUCUACCGCAUUGGGGUUCAACCCACAGCCCAAUGCGUUCUCUCACCCACCAGCCUCCAUACGAACGACGCAGCCGCGGAACUCGUUCGACUCUGCUGCGAGACUACUACAUAGCAGAUCAGGUACCCGACGAAACAGCCUGCACAGCAUCGGGUCCCGGAGAUCGACAAACCAGCAACCUCAGCACUCUCCCUUCAACAUAAUCUCACCCUCCUACCAGGCAGACCAUGACGCUGCCCUGCGCGCGAGCCUCUCUACCCUCCUAUCCUGUGCAGCCGCAGCUCGUGGCCUACCCAAGAACGACAGCCAGCCGUCGGUUGCCGAUCGAUCGCCCCCGAGAGCGGAACCGUCUACCUUCCGUCUCCUCCCAGGUGCCGCUGACGCGGAGUAUGAACCUUCCGCCGAACCCAUCCGUGCACCUGCCCCGCCACCACUGCUCAGAUCUCCAACGUCUCCGUCUCCCAGACGUUCACGAUCCCCCGUUGCCGGCAGCCAGAAGGCUCGACGCAGAGCCAGCCCAUCCAAGGACCGUGCCGCAGCCAAAAAGACCGGACGGCACACGGCCACGGAGACAAGCUCGGCCAUCAGUCCCACGGUGAUGACGUGGGUGAUCAGCGCCGGCGUCGUCGUGCUCUUCUCCGCCAUCAGCUUCUCUGCCGGCUACAUCCUGGGCCGGGAGGUGGGUAGAGUCGAGUCCGGCCAAGGUCUCUACGGGAACGGACUUGGCAACGUCAGCGAGCCCGCCACCAGCAGCUUUGCCAGCCUCAAGCCAGGAGCCGGCUGUGGCAGAGAGGCUGUUCAGGGCGGCCUAGGGCGGUUCAGAUGGACCGGAGGCAGCAUCUCCGCAUGA
Molecule: messenger RNA, 1290 nt
Organism: Microsporum canis CBS 113480
Lineage: Eukaryota; Fungi; Ascomycota; Eurotiomycetes; Onygenales; Arthrodermataceae
Exons: 2
Coding region: 1-1290 (429 amino acids)
Source: RefSeq, a predicted model, not a curated record